UAUCAAAUAUUUUUUAUUCAUAAUUAUUAAUUAUCAUAUAUACGUUAAUCAUAUUAGGCAAUUCCGUAGCUUUUAUUGAAGGAAAAUGCGAGAAUAUUUUUUUGUACAUUAUUUAUUAAUUUAAUAGUUAGUUUAAUAAAAAAAUAUAAUAUAAAUUAAGAUGAACCAGCAUAUUUCUUUAAAAAUUCUGAAUUUCAUUAUCAUUGUGACAUGUGACUACAAAAUAAUAUUGUAGUGUUUCUCAACUAAUAUAUAAGAGAUAUUGGGUUUUUUUCUAUUUAAUCUAUAAUAUUAAAGCAUCCUGCCCUUAUUAAGACAGGUUCAGGUUACGUUUGCAACGGAUUGUUCUCAAUUGGUGAAGAUGGUUUCGGAACCAGAAGAAUGGCCAGCCUUUGAAAGCUAUUUGGAAGAUAUCAAACUCCUCAAAGGAAGCUUCCUCAACUCAGACAUCGUCCAUGUACCUCGGACGGCGAAUCUUCGGGCGGAUAGCUUAGCACGUAGUGCACGCAAGCAACUGUCCUUUGUCGUUCACAUGGAUACAGAGUUACCAAUAUGGUUUACAGAGUCAACAUGAGUCUGUAAAUUUCUUGCUGUCAAAAAAAAAAAAAAAAAAAAAAAUACAUUUCAAUGCCUUUGUCAUUUUUUAUUAUUUUAAAUAAAUUUCGGCCACAAUAAAUUUGCUUUUUCUACUUUCAUGGGAAAUGGCGGAUUGGGCUCCGGUUCUCGUCGGAGUCGUGUUGUUCGUGAUGCUCUCUCCAGGACUCCUCUUCUCAUUGCCGGGACAUCACCGGACGCUAGAUCUCGGCGGCAUGAAGACCAACGGCAAAGCAUUCGCCGUUCACACACUCAUCUUCUUCGCUGCUUACACGAUCUUGAUCCUCGCCGUCAAUCUCCACAUCACCACCGGCUGAUUUAGAGCUUUUAUUGAAUCUGGGGGGUUACAGGAAUCUUCUUAGAUUUGGAUAUCUGUUUAGUUUCACUUUUACGUAAUCUGUUUUAUAGUCCGAUACUUGUUCCGGACCGAACAUUAACUUGUUGUCUUGUUCAUGUUCAUUGUGUUUUACUGAAAGUGUAUUAAAGAAUCAGACAUUAAUGAAAAAAAAUUGUGGAAACAAUCGAGAUGAAGAUGCUUUAUGUUGGUUA
Messenger RNA from Brassica rapa (field mustard), 1143 nucleotides. RefSeq lists its product as uncharacterized. The record is from RefSeq and is a predicted model, not a curated record. NCBI's taxonomy places the organism in Eukaryota, Viridiplantae, Streptophyta, Magnoliopsida, Brassicales, Brassicaceae.